AUGCCCUGCUCAUUAAAAGAAGUUCAUAAUGCCAAUAGUGGCUUUAUAUCUCUCCUUGGCAUAGUCAAACUUACUGUUCAAAUUCAUCAUCUUGAUACACAUAUUGAUGCUUAUAUUACACGUGAUCUUAUUUGUCAUAUGAUUUUAGGUCGUGAUUGGAUUCAACAAAAUUAUGUUAAUGUUAAUUUUUGUACCAAUCGUAUUUAUCUUUAUAAUGGUCUUGCUUCAACUCCUUUAUUACCUAUAUCUCGUAAUGAACCAGUAAUUAUGUCAUUAUCACAUUCUGUUGUUAUUCCUCCAUUUCAUCAAAAAUUUAUUUAUGGUUAUGUACCUCUUAAAUCAUUAGACGAUGCCUUAUUUACACCUAAUAUUGCUCUACAACAUGCUAGAAUGGUCCUAAUUCUUCAUUCACUUCUUCAUAUUCGUGAUAAUCGUGGUGUUAUUUCCAUUAUCAAUAAUACUUGUCAUUCAAGAUACAUUCCACGUAAUAGUCCACUUGGUUUUAUCUAUUCAUCAACUGCAACAGCGGGUCUCAACGUCAUUUAUGCAUCACCUAUGAACUUUUCUGAUUCUUCUUCUUCAUCUUUAUCUUUAUUAUCAUGUAACUAUUGUGGUGUUCGUUUUUCUACUGAAUUAACACUGUAUGAUCAUUUGUUUCAUUGUUGUACGGCUUGUCCAAGCGUAACGCGAUGA
Messenger RNA from Rotaria sp. Silwood1, 693 nucleotides. The record is from the annotation of a GenBank genome assembly. Lineage: Eukaryota; Metazoa; Rotifera; Eurotatoria; Philodinida; Philodinidae.